Messenger RNA from Sander lucioperca (pikeperch), 2628 nucleotides. Its product is annotated as B-cell receptor CD22-like. The transcript has 10 exons. The record is from RefSeq and is a predicted model, not a curated record. NCBI's taxonomy places the organism in Eukaryota, Metazoa, Chordata, Actinopteri, Perciformes, Percidae. Bases 120 to 1943 code for a protein of 607 amino acids.
UUGCAUGCUCUUUGUCUACCACACUCUCCCCGACCAACUGUCCACUCUGCCCUCUUCUGCCUUCCCUUUGUUAAAAGACUGCGGUUGUUUUUGACAGAAACUGAAGGACUGCAGCAGCCAUGUUGUUGGCAGAAGCUGGAUGUGUGUUUAUGGGUUUGAUCCUGUACCUCUCAGGGGUUCAUGGACGUGUAAACAGCAUCUGUGCCUUAAAAGGUUCAUCAGUGGAUCUGCCCUGCUCAGCUCAACGUCCCACUACAACCAUGAAGUGGUACACUGUAGACAGGAAUGGAUCUACAUUUGUUCAGAAGGAGCUCUCUGCAGAUGAAAAUCAUGUGAUGUACAACAUGUCUGCAGAGAGUAACUUCACUCUAACAAUCAAAGAUCUGAGACAGAGUGAUACAAAUGUUUACUGCUGCAGAGAGACUACUGACAACCCAGAACUCUGCAGGCACCACAAAACUGAGCUCCAUGUUGCAGACCUGCAGGUAAAGGUGAUUCCUGCCACAGAGGGACAGACAGUGACACUGAUGUGUAGCACCAGCUGUCCUCUGACUGAAAACCCUGCAGUCUACAUCUGGUACAAGAACAGAGAGUUCCUCUAUCAGGACUGGUCUCCCUGGUACCAACAGCUGGUCAGCAGUGAGAAAGCAGUCAGAUACUCCUGUGCUAUCAAAGGCUACGACGAUCUCAGAGCCCCUCAAGUCGCAGUGGAUUCUGUCACGUCGACCUGCUUCAGUGUGACCUAUGCUGAAGGGAGAAUGUGUUCUUAUAAGACGACAUCAGUGGAUGAGCCGUGCUCCAUCACAUAUCCCAGAGGUUACGUUUUCACAAACAUUUACAAACUUAUAAACACACCUCCCACCCCCAAAUAUAUUACAGUGACUGAUGAAAAGUGUAUUUGUCAUCUCCCAACAGAUGUCCAUUUCCAAAUGACUAAAUUGAAGGACUAUGACAUACUGACCUGCACCACCAGCUGCCCGAUGGCUGACCGUCAAACUGCGUAUAGGUGGUACUGGAACAGACAGUUAUACGACCACUGUGAGAGUCAAGACAUGACAGUUAUCAGCCCUUCUUUUGAAACCAUCUCCUGUGCUGUAAAAGGCCAUGAGGAUCUGCGCUCUGAUGAAAACUGUCUUGAUAAUAGGAACUGCGAGAGUGUGAAUUAUGUCAGAAGGAGGAUUUGUGCUCUGGAAGGUUCUUCAGUGAACAUUUCAAGUGAAUACUCACACCACAGCUGGUCUAUCGUAAAUCAUUUCUGGAAUAAAGGAAAGCAAGGUGAUGAGCAGGAUGCUGAAAAUUUGACCGAGGAUGCAGGUCGCGUGGAGUUUCAUGACAUGAAAAACUACACCAUCCUGACAAUCAAUAACCUGAAGAAGAAUGACUCAGCAGAAUACAAAUUCACACUCCAGAGAGAUAACAAGGAAUGGAAACAGUCUGCUUCACCCGGAGUCACGUUAGUUGUCACUGGCCUGAAAGUGACAAUGACUCCCUCUGCAGUGGUGACAGAGGGCCAGAGAGUCACCCUGAGCUGCAGUACCAGCUGUCCUCUGACUGACAACACAAACUACAUUUGGUACUUCAACAGUCGACCUUUGACCCCGACAGAAAAGCAGAACAAACACCUGGUUCUGGACCCAGUCAGAAGUCAGCAUGCAGGGAAUUACUCCUGUGCCGUCGAAACCCCCCACAACAUCAGCUCAUCUGAAGAGAAUCUCACCGUCAAACCUCAGAUAGCAGUAGCAAUACUGAAUGCAGUAAAACUGACUCUUAUAUUACCACCUGCUGUAUUUCUCCUCUACCUGAGGAUGAGGAAGAAGAGAACUCUGACCUCCGCUGCAGAGCAAAGUGACAAAGUACAAACUGGAAAAAUGGACGAGCUGUAUGAGCCCAUGCAUCCUGCAGAACGGACAGAUCCAGCAGAGCAGCAGGAAGACACUGUGUGAUAUCAGCUUAGAUUUUAGAUAUCUAUGCUGAGCGCUUUGCACGAGUGCAGAUAAAAUGUCUAUGUAGGCCAUUUUGAUUCUUCUUGGUGAAAUAUGAUUUGAGCUCUGCAAAAGCACCUGUAAACUCACAGUAUGUGGUACAGCCAAACCUGGAGGUUACAAAACAUACAAACAUGUAUCCGUAUCCUUGAAAAGAUCUACUUCCUGCCUUAACGACUACUGGGGGUUGGAUGCGUAUUGAUAGUGUCGUUUAUCUGAUGAUCUUGUUAACUUCCUGUGAAACCAGUUAUGAAUUGAAGCAAAUAAAAUCUACCCAGUUUUGCAUUAUAGCAGUUUUCAUAUUAUGAUUAAAUCUUUCUCUUCUUACAUUUUAUAAGUUUUAAUGGCACAUAUAUCUUGUUUAUUCUUGUUUGUUUUGUCUUGUUUGUCUGAUAAAAAUGUCUGAUAUAAUUACAGUUUAUUGAAAAAAAUGAAGAAAAAAAAAUGUAUAUAUGGCUAUUGGGGGAUAACUUUCUAACCUUCCUUUCCUGCACAUUCCCAUUUAUUGGUAUUAAUAAAUUAUGUAUUUUACGUUGAUGUUUUGUGCAAAUAGAUUAAAAUCUAAAUUACAACGGACUGAUUUAUUUUUUUAAACUGAAACUUUUCUCAAAACAUUGCCAGUAAACCACCCAGUUGUCAAGAUGUC